Molecule: messenger RNA, 1997 nt
Organism: Epinephelus moara (kelp grouper)
Lineage: Eukaryota; Metazoa; Chordata; Actinopteri; Perciformes; Serranidae
Gene: usp43b
Product: ubiquitin specific peptidase 43b
Exons: 10
Coding region: 300-1997 (565 amino acids)
Biological process (GO): protein deubiquitination
Molecular function (GO): cysteine-type deubiquitinase activity
Source: RefSeq, a predicted model, not a curated record
UGGACGGCAGAGCGGCUCGUGUUGUGCCGGCCAUGACGAGAUGCUGCUGGUGACAGCGGCGGUGUCGGAGUGAGAAUGAACGCCUUCAGUAAGUGCAGGGAUGGAUGAGGAAGGUUUACCGUCAGCGCACGGUGCAGUAACACUGAGCUGUUGUGCCUCUGGCUCCGAGAUGGUGUCACCUCUGUGCGCUUUUCCCUCUGCUAUCCGGACAGGGGACACUGGCGGAGAAGUGACACACCGGCGUCGGAAUUUACACAGUUAUCAGUGUGAGAAGAGACGAGCGGAGUAGAGGCGCUGUCAUGGAGAGACCGAGCAGAGUCAAGGAGGAAAUGCAGACAUCGAAGGAGGAGAAGCGCAAAGAGAAGAAGCCGAAAUCUGGGAAGCUGUUCAGGAGGAAAUCGUUAAAGUCCGUGGGGAGCUUUAUGAACAGAAUCAUCAAAACUUUGGGCACUUUGACCCACUUUGGAGACGCUGACGCGCAGGACGCGGAGGACGACGACGGGGGGUUUCGGAAUGGCGCACCUUGCACCCUGAGCGCCGGCUCGGGGAUGAUCAAGGAGGACGUACAGGUGACCUGGGACCGUGUGGUGAAAAACACCUCGAGCACGUCUUCUUCCCUGUGCGCCGGCAGAGAGAAACUACUUUACCAAUACGCAGACAAAAUCCCGGGUGUCCUGGGGCUGAAGAACCACGGCAACACCUGUUUCAUGAACGCUGUGGUUCAGUGUCUGAGCAACACCGACCUGCUGGCAGAGUACCUGGGUCUGGAGCGGUACAAGCUGGACCUGAAUCACACCAGGAUAAACGGGGUGGUGAAAAGUGAUGAGACGCGGUUCGUCAGGGGAGAAGUCACGGAGCAGUUGGCAUCACUUGUCAGGGCUCUGUGGACUCUGGAGUACACCCCACAGCUGUCUGUGGACUUUAAGACGAUAGUGUCCAAGUACGGAUCACAGUUUCGUGGUAACUCCCAACAUGACGCCCUGGAGUUCCUCCUGUGGCUGCUGGACCGCGUCCACGAAGACGUCAACCUGGCGUCCCACAAUAACAACAACAGGACCAAACCUCCUGCGAAGGGCCCCGGUGGAGCUGAGGAGGUGCUGUGUCCCGACCCGUCCCAGACCCAGCAGCCCAGAGUCCAGCACAGCUUCGUCCAGGAACAUUUCCAGGCACAGUACAAAUCUUCACUGACGUGCCCCCACUGUAUGAAACAGAGCAACACCUUUGACCCCUUCCUCUGCAUCUCACUGCCCAUUCCUCUUCGACAGACCAGGUCGCUGUGUGUGAUUCUGGUGUUCAGCACCAAAGGACAGAGGUACCUGCGGGUCGGGCUGGCUGUGCCUCUGUUCGGCUCCGUGGCCUGCCUGAGGAGGAUGGUGGCUGACGAGGGGAAAAUCUCCCCAGACCAGGUGAUCCUGACGGAGGUUUACUCCACAGGGUUCCAGCGGUCCUUCUUUGAUGAGGACGAUCUGACCAGCAUAGCUGAGAAUGAUGUCGUCUACGCCUUCCAGGCUCCGCCCCUGUACAUCAGAGGAGGCUCUGCACGCAUCUCAGGUUACCAUCACAGCCUCCCAUCAUCUCCAUACUCCACUGGUCCGGAGGGUCAGAGGUUACCUUCAUCUGGGACGCUGUCAUCAGAGUUCCUCAACCAGGGCGUCCCUGUAAAGAUUCUGCUGUUGGUCUGCAACGCUGCGGGGACGGGCCAACAGGCUGUUAGGUUUGGACCUCCGUUCCUAAUGAGGGAGGAUCGGUCUAUUUCCUGGGACCAGCUGCAGCAGAGCAUCCUCAGCAAGCUGUAUUACCUGAUGAUCAACGGAGCUCAGGCCCAGAACACCAGAGUGCUGUUUAACAUCCGUGUGGUGGGAGGAUCAGCAUUUUACAGCUACCUGUCUCCGCAGGACGGGCGGCCACUCUACCACCCUGCUGUCGACAGACAGAGGCUGGCUAAGAUCUUCAUCACUAGUCCGGUGACAGGGAACCCCCCUGACUCAGCUGUGUAG